UCUCUAAGGCAUACAGAUGGGUUUCUUCUGGACUCGCAGUGAAAAGAGAACCAAACGGACCCUUAGGUGUGUGAACAGAGCAGCUUUCAGAGCACUUCGAUUUUAAAAGGGUAGGAAGAGGGACACUGAAGAGAUGCCCGCGCUUUGGUACUAGAAAAGGAAAGGACCGCUGAACCAGAAGAGAGAAAAAGGGGAGAGAGAUAAGCCGAAGCUCUUGAGAUCAUCUUCUGAUAGUUUGAGAGAUGUCGAGAUGGGGAAAGAGGAAGGACAAAGGGGGCUUCGCCUCCGAUGAUGACUCCGACCAUGGUGGUGCACCGGCCAAGAAGAACGCUCGGAAAGGUUCUGAUGAUUCCGACGAGAUCGUCGUUUGUGACCUUUCGAAGAAUAGGAGAGUCAAAGUGAGGAACUUUCAAGGGAAGACUAUGGUCGACAUCCGAGAGUUUUACUACAAAGAUGGAAAAGAAUUGCCUGGGAAAAAAG
Messenger RNA from Macadamia integrifolia, 480 nucleotides. RefSeq names its product RNA polymerase II transcriptional coactivator KIWI-like. Gene Ontology annotation, biological process: positive regulation of transcription initiation by RNA polymerase II. NCBI's taxonomy places the organism in Eukaryota, Viridiplantae, Streptophyta, Magnoliopsida, Proteales, Proteaceae. Gene Ontology annotation, molecular function: transcription coactivator activity; DNA binding. The record is from RefSeq and is a predicted model, not a curated record. Gene Ontology annotation, cellular component: nucleus; transcription regulator complex.